This is a messenger RNA of Arctia plantaginis, 237 nucleotides long. The record is from the annotation of a GenBank genome assembly. Lineage: Eukaryota; Metazoa; Arthropoda; Insecta; Lepidoptera; Erebidae.
AUGUUGAUGUCAUUUGAGGCUUUUGUGCGGAGCGAGACUGCUUCCUGGGAUGCAAAUGCGCCCGUACACGAGGAGUGGCUGAAAGUUAAGCAUCUCCUGACAACGACAGCCGCUAAAGCUUUCGGUUAUCAGAAAGUAAAAUCGCAAGAUUGGUUUGCGGAAAACGUGGAGGAAAUUCGACUAUUCGACCAGUUGUAUUGUGUCAGGGUUGCGCAGACGUACCUCCCAUCACGCUGA